GGCGCACUUUCCCCGCAGCCAGCCGCGGGGCAGCCCUGCUUCCUGCACCCUCCGCACCAGCCCAGCUUCAGGCGCAUCCUCCACCGCACCCCGGCCUCUUGCCUGUCUUUCCCAAGCUCUUGAUGCUGCCCAGCUGAAAGGAGAAAAUGGGCACCGGCGAUUUUAUCUGCGUUUCCAUGACUGGAGGGGCGCCCUGGGGGUUCCGACUGCAAGGCGGCAAGGAGCAGAAGCAGCCCUUGCUAGUCGCCAAGAUUCGAAGCCAGAGCAAAGCGUCUGACGCUGGCCUGUGUGAGGGGGAUGAAGUGGUGUCUAUCAAUGGCAACCCUUGUGCAGACCUUACCUACCCAGAAGUCAUCAAGCUCAUGGAGAGCAUAACGGACUCUCUCCACUUGCUUAUUAAAAGACCAUGUAGUGGCACAAGCGAGAUUUUGGACUCUGAAACAGAAAAUGUAAACCAUCAGGAUCUCCCACAUGAGGGGCCUAUGGAAAGUACCACCCUGCAGAUUCUUCCAGCCACGAAGGCCCAGAGCAAGGACCUCCUUCUUGCUCCAGUCCAAAGUAGAGUUCCCCUAACCGAGGACCAACGAAAUGAUUGGGGAUAUGCGGAAUGUACAACAGGAGAGAAAGUUCCCCAGAUGCUUGGCUCCCAAGAAGAGCACUUGGUAGAAGAGGUCAUCUUAAGGGAAAAGGCAGAAGCGGGCCAGCCAGGCCGUGUGGUUGAGCUACAACUGUCCCUCUCAAAGGACAGACAUCAAUGCACUAGUGGCCCUAUAGUAGCUCUCCAGGGAAAUGAAAAAUCCGAGUCUCCUGACCCAGACUGGAGUUCACAACACGAGAGGACCGUCCACAUAAAUUCGAUCGCAGCUCCUGAGGAAGCAGGCACUUCUCUGUCGUCCGGCACAACAAUCCAGACCUCCAGUGGCCGGGAGUUGAGAGUGAUCCAAGGAAGAGGAGCAGGAGGCGUAGGGCUGCCCCAGGUGGAAGUGAUUCUAGAGUGCUCUGACAGGCAGAAGGCAGAAGAGGACAGGCUGCAGGCAGCAGAGGGGUGUGUGGCUUCUGUGGUAGAAGGAGGGCGGUCAGAAGCACCUCCUUCUCUGGUCUCCUUUGCGGUCUCACCAGAAGGCACUGAGCAGGGGGAAGACCAGCGCUCAGAGAAGGAUCACAGCAGACCACACAAGCACAGGGCACGACAUGCUCGACUCAGGCGGAGUGAAAGUUUGUCUGAAAAGCAAGUGAAAGAAGCUAAGUCUAAAUGCAAAAGCAUCGCUCUCCUUCUAACGGAUGCUCCCAACCCCAACUCCAAGGGGGUGUUGAUGUUUAAGAAGCGGAGGCGGAGGGCCCGGAAGUACACCCUAGUCAGUUACGGUACUGGCGAGCUUGAGCGAGAGGAGGAGGAAGAGGAGGACCAGGAAGAAGGUGACAAGGACGAGAUAAGUGAAGUUGCAUUUCUUGGAACGAGCGAGUCAGAAGUGGAUGAGGAGUUACUGUCUGACGCUGACGACAACACACAAGUUGUGAACUUUGAUUGGGAUUCUGGACUGGUGGACAUUGAAAAGAAACUGAACCGAGGCGACAAGAUGGAGAUGCUGCCAGACACCACAGGCAAGGGAGCGCUCAUGUUUGCGAAGCAGAGAGAGAGGAUGGAACAGUUCACCGCCCAAAAUGAAGAGGAGAAAACGGGUGCGAUGCCAGGCCGAGGACCAGAGGCGCUGCAGACGGACAGUCUGAGAACCGUGACUUCUUAUCAGAGGCAGGAAGAGGAGUCAGUGAGAAUGCAGAGCUCUGUGAGGGAAAGCUCCAUCCAGAUGGGUCGCAGUCUUGGCAACAUGCCACAACAGAAUGGCUUCAGUGGAGUGUCUGAGACAGCAGGGGCCCAGAGGGUGAUCCCUAUGAAUAGAACCGCCAAGCCCUUCCUGGGAACCAUGAACCAGGCAGCAGCCCCCUUCUCCCCAACGCGAAGUGUGACAAGUCCCAUCUCCGACUUCCCUGCUCCGCCACCUUACUCCGCCGUCUCACCUCCACCUGAAGCCUUCUCCAGAGGGGUCUCAAGUCCAGUCACUGGCCCCGCACAGCCCCCUCCAUGGCCCCAGCCUGCUCCAUGGUCACAACCAGCCUUCUAUGAUUCAUCUGAGCCAAUAGCUUCCCGAGAUGAGAGGAUCGCAGUGCCGGCCAAGAGAACGGGAAUACUGCAGGAAGCCAAGAGACGAGGCACAACAAAACCCAUGUUUACGUUUAAAGAAACCAAAGUGAGCCCCAACCCUGAGCUCCUGUCACUGCUUCAAAAUGCAGAAGGUAAGCGAGGCGCUGGAGCUGGAGGGGAUUCUGGGCCUGAAGAAGACUACCUCAGCUUAGGCGCAGAGGCUUGUAACUUCAUGCAGAGUUCUGCCAAACAGAAGACCCCACCUCCCGUUGCUCCAAAGCCUGCAGUCAAGUCCUCCUCCUCCCAACCAAUAACCCCGGUUUCUCCAGUCUGGUCUCCAGGAGUGGCCCCAGCCCAGGGUCCUGCCUUCUCUACAUCCAGUCUACCGAACCCACCGCAGGUCACAGCCGUGUCGUCCAUCAAAAUAGCCCAGCCUUCGUGCCCUCCUGGCCGGCCUGCAAGCGCACUGAACCUGGCUGGUCCCUUCAAAGGGCCCCAAGCAGCAGUAGUCAGUCAUAACUACACACCCAAGCUAUCGGCACCCACACAAGUGAAUGCUGCUCACGCUGGUGCAGGAGGACCAUCCAAUGAGCUUCCUGGAAUGAGUGGGAAAGGAGCCCAGCUCUUUGCGAAAAGGCAGUCGAGGAUGGAGAAGUACGUCGUGGAUUCCGACACAGUGCAGGCCCACACAGCUCGGGCCCAGUCUCCCACUCCAUCCCUACCCGCCAGCUGGAAGUACUCCUCCAAUGUUCGAGCACCCCCUCCCGUGGCCUACAAUCCCAUCCAUUCCCCUUCAUACCCACUGGCUGCCAUCAAGUCUCAGCCACCGGCCGCGCAGGCCUCCAAAACGAGCAAGAAAAAGGGCAAGAAGCCUCUUAACACUUUGGAUGUCAUGAAGCACCAGCCGUAUCAGCUCAACUCAUCGUUGUUUACCUUUCAACCUCCUGAUUCAAAGGAUGGCCUCCCCCAGAGGUCAACGGUCAAGGUCAGUUCAACUCUGGCCAUGAAGCAAGCCCUUCCUCCGCGACAGGUCAAUGUUGGCUCUCCCACCAAUGCGCAGGCUUCGUCUGUGUACUCGGUACCCGCCUACACCUCUCAGCCCUCCUACUUCGCCGAGGCCACCUCACCGGUCAGUGCAUCCCCAGUGCCUGUGAGUGUUCCCACCUCUCCAAAGCAAGAGUCAGCCUCCACGUCGUAUUUUGUGGCACCGAGGCCGAAAUUCUCAGCCAAGAAGAGCGGUGUCACAGUACAGGAGAGUGGGCGCUCCCUUUCUCUUCCUGGAAAAUCAGCCCCACCCAUCAUUUCUGCAUCUCCUUGGCAGUACCAGCCGGCUCACAGUUCCUCUGGCAAGUCGACCCUCAGGCUGGAGAAAGCAAACAAGAGACCAACACCUUGGGAAGCAGCAGCCAGGUCUCCCCUUGGUCUAGUGGAUGACGCCUUCAGACCCCGGAGCAUCCAGGAAUCUAUUGUGGCAAACGUAGUCUCCGCAGCUCAGAGGAAGGUGUUUACGGCGUCCCAAGAGGACUGGAAACAGAGACUGUCCUUUGUCCCCCAAACUCAGAAGACCAGAAUGAGCUUCUCUGAAAGACAAGAGUGUAACGCUCCAUCCCCAGUCAACAGCCACGUGUCUGCCCACUCCGUACACAGUUCCCAGUCGCCAUAUAUGUGCUACAGGCAGGAGUCCAGAUGCGACCCAAAAAUGAUGUUCAUGGAGACCAGGUCUGAAUAUGGUCUUCCAUUAGGUGGUUGCAACUAUAACCCACAGCCGCGGGGGUGGAGACACCAGCCAUGAGAGCCAGUGCGACAACUCUGUGGGUUUCCUUGCUUAUGUUAGCAAUCCUUUGUAGGGUUCUUUACUUCUUAAAUAGACUUAAAUCCACGUUUAGUCCUGUGUGGCUCUCACGGGUCAUUUACCUGAGUGCAUACGUGUGUAAACACAAGUGUGGAGCACUUCCUUGUCUCCUGAUGCCUAAGGAACUUCUCGGAAGCCCAGAGUCGCUGUGAGCAGGGUGUGGUGGAACACACCCAAUAAUGAGGCGAGGCAGAACUUGAGGAAUUCAAGAGAAUCCCCAGGCACAUAGUUUGAAGCCAGCCUAGGUUAGAUAAGACCCUGUCUGAAAACAAACAAACAAACAAAAACAAAGAAAAGUUCUUGCAUUGACGUUCUAGCACAUAUAUAGUUCAAAAAUCUUAAUUCCAUUUACAAGGAGUCCCAUGCAGCUCAAGUUCACAAAAUUACACUGAAUCUAACAUUUUCUUCUCUGUGCUUUAGUUCAAUAAGGAAUUAUUAGGAUAUGGUGUAUUAGUUACCAGUAGUUCUAAUAGCAAGGGAUAUAAAGUGAUCUUUUAUUAGUGUAAAGUUAGCAUACAAAGGAAGGGGUUUCCUUUUGUCAUCUUUAUAUGCAUGGACCAUCAUGUUUUGCUCUCAUCCACCUGUCAGCCCAUUGCCCUUCCCCGUGCCCCCAGCCUUUCCUCUGCCUUGGUGCUCCUUUUGUACCCCAGGCUAUCCUCAAACCCCUAUCUUGUCUCAGCUUACCAAGUGCUGGGCUUUCCGGUGGGCAGCAUUGUGCCUGGCUGAAACAGGAAUGUUCUUAGACAGGGAUGUGUCAGAGUCAGGGAACUGCCCAACUCAAAUGGGCUUUGGAGGAAACAGUGUAAUACGUGGGCAGCACAAAUCUAGGCAUUGGAUUGAUUUCAGUCUAUCUAAAGCCAGCAGCCUGAGACAGGAAUGCUUGAAUUCAAUUGUUCUCAUUUGUCAAAUGAGACGGCUGGGUUGUAUGAUUGCUUAGGUUCCUAACACUUCUGAUAGUGUGAGAUUCUCUCAGCAGACUGACCUUUGACGCAUUGUUUAUUCUUGCUCAUCACAUAAAUAUCAGAUUACCUUCAGGAGCGGAUGAGGCCAUCAGUGCCAUGAAAUGCGUCACCAAAGGUCCCAAAAGGAAUUUCUAAGUGGCAGGUUUUGUGUUAUGUGGAGUGAGGGUUGAUGUAAAGAUAAAAUAUUAGUGGAUUUGAGGAAGUGGUGGAUGAAGAUGCCUGUCAUUACACAACUGUUGAUCAUGACCACUUACUUGGUUACAGAAAACAUGCUGGAGAGGCAUACGCAAGGGCCGCUUCUAGGCUGUUCGGAGGAAGUUAGACGGCUGACUCACCUCUCCUGUAACCCGUGCCUUGGAAGCAUGACUGGGAGACAGGUUGAACAGCUACUCCUCACUGCCAUAUCCACAAAGGGUUAAAUACAAGGGGGUUCAGAGUACUUCAUGCCAUCAUCAAGUUUACCCAGAAUAUUUUCUAAUUUAAAAAUUCUUGAGUAUUUAAUAUCUCCUUGUCUCUAAAAAAAAGGGGGGGGGAAUUUGUGCUUGAUUUUCCUUUCUGACCAAUCCUUCAUCUUAUCAUUAUGAUGGUGUCUUUCACAGAAUAAAAAUGAACCUCGAGGAUGCAGAUGGUCUCUUACCUUAGAAGUUUUUAAAAAUUUUGAAGAAAUAACAGUAAGUACAGGUGGCAUGAGUGGCCAGAUACUUAUUUGUUCAAUUAGGCAGCAAGAGAAUAGAUGACUGCUUUCCAAAAUUUGAUUGCUAGUCAGGUAUGGUUCCAUCAUAUGCCUGCAACCCCAGAGUCCAGGGAUGAAGAAAAGGGACUGGUAAAAAUUCCAGGCCAUGUCUCAAACAAACAAACAAAAAACCAAAUCAAAAAACAACAGCAACAAGCAUACACAAAAAAACCCAACAUCAAAAGUUUCACUGUUAAUUUAUAUAAAAUUGAUAUAAUGCUUAUUCCCUUAAAGAAUAAAAUACCAUUUUUAUCACCUAUGAGUUUUAUUUUUGAAUCUUAAAAUAAUGUCAGGCUAGUAGAGUCUUAAGAAUCCUGUGCAUAUGAGCCGGGCGUUGGUGUCACAUGCCUUUAAUCCCAGCACUUGGGAGGCUGAGGCAGGCGAAUCUCUGUGAGUUUGAGGCCAGCCUGGUCUACAGAGGGAGUUCCAGGACAGCCUCCAAAACAAUACAGAGAAACCCUGUCUCAAAGAACCAACCAACAAACAAGCAAACAAAAAAGAACCACAAAAAAGAGAAUCCUGUGCAUAUGAUCCUUAUCAGGUUCAAAUUAACCAUAGUGUUUGAGUCAUUCUGGAUUAGGCUGUUUCAAGAACUUGGGAUUUACCAGAAAAGAUGUUAUUUGUUGGGUCCACAUCCUAUCCUGCUACAUUCUUUUGUAAGUCCUAGGCUUUAUUUCCACCAUUUGAUUCACAUUACACUCUUUGCUAAAACUCAUUAGACUCAAAAGAAGCAGAUGUUGUAGAUAUUAUUAUAAAAAGCAUUCACCCUCUGCUUGCACUACACCAAAACUGGCAUUUGUACUGCGUUAUCUGAACUUAUCCUACAUAAUAGACAGGCUGCACAUUCUGUUCAUGAGGACACAAGUAUCUUCAUUAGUCAGUGAUGCUUCAACAAGUCAAACUGUGUAGAUAACUUUGCAAAGCAAGAAUGCCACUGCAAAUCAGUACUGGGUCCACCGUGGGAUUUCCCUCUAGUUGGCUAGAAAGGGAUACAGUUCCACCACUGACAUUCAGCCACCCUGAGAUCCAGGCUCUUACGGUUGGGAAGAUGUCAAUAACUACUGGUCUAGCAAGACUCAAAGGAGAGGGUCUCAUUUUCCUGAAAGGUAUGCCACAUUUGUUGCAAGACAUAUUUCAGUCACUAGAAGCUACAUAGUGUUUUACUAAACCUGAUCUAAAGGGUGAGGCAUCCCAAUGAUAGAGACAUAAUAUGGCAUUUCCUCCCAUCAAGUUUGAACACUGUAUCAUUGCAUGGGUGUGGAGUAUUUGUUAGCAGAUGAUUUAAACUUGAACUCUGAGUGUGACAGUGGUACAGAUCCUAGUCUGCUUGAUUUUUGAGGUUGUCUCAUGGUUGACAGCAUCAUGCAGCUUGGAGAGCAUACACUUAUUAGGGUUUAAUCAUAGAUAUGUAUGUGUAUUAAUGACUUAAAACUUGGGUUAAAUAAAUGUAUCAAUUAGGGACAGUUAUCAUGGAGAGGAAUUGCAAGAAUGUUUGUUUCUUAAAAAGAUUUUCAUUCUUGGUUUCUAUUCAAAGCAGAAGUAAUUGCUGCACAGUUCAUACUUUGCUACCAGAAAGAAGUCUGUUCUCUGGCUAAUUAGAUUGUCAUUGCUAUUUCUCUCUGUCCCCAAAGGCUGUACGUGAAAGACUUGGACUGCAAAUCCAAACGAUAUUAGUAAUAAACAUAACAUGAAAAUCAA
Molecule: messenger RNA, 7385 nt
Organism: Mesocricetus auratus (golden hamster)
Lineage: Eukaryota; Metazoa; Chordata; Mammalia; Rodentia; Cricetidae
Gene: Synpo2
Product: synaptopodin 2
Exons: 5
Coding region: 147-3932 (1261 amino acids)
Biological process (GO): positive regulation of actin filament bundle assembly
Cellular component (GO): Z disc; nucleus; actin cytoskeleton
Molecular function (GO): actin binding
Source: RefSeq, a predicted model, not a curated record